Bufo gargarizans (Asiatic toad) is the source of this 1581-nucleotide messenger RNA. Its product is annotated as histone H1B-like. Gene Ontology annotation, cellular component: nucleosome. Gene Ontology annotation, molecular function: structural constituent of chromatin; DNA binding. The coding region runs from base 700 to 1347 and encodes 215 amino acids. NCBI's taxonomy places the organism in Eukaryota, Metazoa, Chordata, Amphibia, Anura, Bufonidae. The record is from RefSeq and is a predicted model, not a curated record. The transcript has a single exon. Gene Ontology annotation, biological process: nucleosome assembly.
UCUGCCCCAUUGUACCGGCACCCCCUCUGCUGCAGCCCUGGCCACAAGACGCAUCUCUGCUCCCUGAGAGCCCUGUACACACAUGAGGCGGCAUCACUGCAGCGGGGAAUGUGCGGGGACACGGAGCACUGGAGCCCGGGAGCCGGCAGGGAGCGGAGGCCGCCGCCUGUGUUACCCUCCCGGGCUCUCCGCGGCUCCAGCUCCUCCCCGCAGCGUCCGAGCAGCUUCCUGCGGCCCCACCUUGUGGGAGAGAGCCCUGGGAUGGGGACGAGGGCCGGGAAGAGAGGGAACGAGCCCCCGCAGCGGAGCCAUCGGGCCGGAUCCAGCCGGAUGUGCAGAACGUCAGGCAGAGCGGGAGGACUGUGGCGGAGAUCCCGGGGCCUGCUCCCGCCUCCUCCGCCACAGACGGCGGCACACGGUGAGGGGGGAUGUCCGGGAGGAGGCAGGCGCGGAGAAGGCGGCCUCUCCUGUCCGGUUCUAGCCGCUAAAGGGCUCUUCUCCCGGGCAGGGAAGCACAAGGGGAGAGCGGAGCUGCAGCCGGGCUGAGAGGGGUGUAGGCGGGGCCUGUGUCCGGUGUCAGCCAAUAGACGCGCAGGAGGGCGGAGCUCAGCAGCCAAUCACUGCGCAGCGCUCCACAUAUAAGAGGCGGCCCCGGCCUCAGUGUUUUCUACAGAAGUCUUUGUAUUUCAGUUUCACACGAUGGCAGAGACCGCGCCAGCAGCCGCCGCUCCUCCUCCUCCCGCCGAAGCGGCCGCCAAGUCCAAGAGGCAGCCGAAGAAAUCCGCCGCUGCAGGGGGCGCCAAGAAAAGCAAGAAGCCGUCCGGUCCCAGCGUGUCCGAGCUCCUCGUCACAGCCGUGUCCGCCUCCAAGGAGCGCAGCGGGGUGUCUCUGGCCGCCCUGAAGAAGGCUCUGGCUGCAGGAGGAUGCGAUGUAGAGAAGAAUAAUAGCCGCAUCAAGGUGGCCAUCAGGGCUCUGGUCACCAAGGGGACCCUCACCCAGGUGAAGGGCAGCGGCGCCUCCGGCUCCUUCAAGCUCAACAAGAAGCAGCAGGAGACCAAGGACAAGGCGGCCAAGAAGAAGCCGGCGGCCAAGAAACCUGCAGCUACUGCGGCCAAGAAACCCGCUAAAUCCCCGAAGAAGCUCAAGAAGGCUCCGGCCAAGAGCCCGAAAAAGACCAAGAAACCAGCCGCGGCCAAGAAAGCAGCCAAGAGCCCCAAGAAGCCGAAGGCUGCCCCCAAGCCCAAGAAGCUGGCCAAGAGUCCGGCUAAGAAGGCGGCCAAACCCAAGGCUGCCAAGAGUCCGGCUAAGAAAGCGGCGAAAGCCAAGAAGAGCGCGGCCAAGAAGUAACCGGCGCCGCCCGCACCUCUCCCCAAAGGCUCUUCUCAGAGCCACCACCUCCUCCUCAGACGAGCUCCACUCCGCCCUUCUGCCCUCGUUCUCCGCUCACGGCGGGCGGGGGCUCCGGCUCCUCUGCGGGAAGGAAUAGGGUUAACCCUGUCAGCGCCGCUCUCUUCAGUCUAUCAGGGCCUCUCUGCUCGGCUGAUACCCGCGCCGCCCUCUGCUGGUAGUGAUGCCGCCGCU